AUGUUAGACGUCGACGGUUUGAUGCUAGCGUCAUCUAUUGGUCAAUUUGUCAAACUUAUAAUCAGUGUGGUAGCAGUUGCUUCUUAUUUCGUGCAUAAGAGCGUCCAUAAGAGAGGUGCGGUGAGGAUUGUUUGGGAUUCGAGGAAUGGGGAGAUUAGGGAUGGCGGUAAUUGGGAUGAUGACAGGAUCGGGACUCAUGAUGGCGUCUUCCACUGUGAUGAAGUACUCGCAUGCUACAUGCUCAAGCUUCUACCGCAGUAUAAAGAUGCAGAUAUUGUCCGGACACGAGAUAUGGCGAAACUUAAUGAUUGUGACAUCGUAGUGGACGUUGGGGCUGUCUUUGACCAUGCUAAGAAGCGUUAUGAUCAUCACCAAAGAGAGUUCAAUGAAACUCUUAGCUCCUUGAGACCAGAACUUGGUGACAAGUAUAAUAUCAAAUUAAGUUCAGCAGGACUGGUGUACACCUAUUAUGGUGAAGACGUCAUCAAGCAACUUGUGCCAAGUGAUUUACCCUUAGCUGCAAAAGACCUUGAAGUAAUAUACAAGAAGGUUUAUCAAAAUUUCAUUGAAGAAAUUGAUGCUAUAGAUAAUGGAGUUCCAAUAGCUUCUGAGGAACCAAGAUAUAAAAUACGAACUCAUUUGAGCAGUAGGGUAGCACGGUUGAAUCCUGAAUGGAAUUCUAAAUCAGUUGUCAAUAUGGAUGAAAUAUUUGAAAAAGCGAUGGUGUUAGUCAGUGAAGAGUUUCUGCAUACUGUGAACUACUUCAUGAAAGUUUGGCUUCCCGCCAGAGUUUACGUCAGGGAGGCAUUAGACAACAGGUUUGAAAUACAUAAAUCAGGACAGAUUGUUGAGUUUACCGAAAGAUUCCCUUGGAAAGAACAUUUAUUUGAUUUAGAAGAAGAAAUGAAUAUUGGACAUGAAAUUAAAUAUGUUAUUUUUAAUGAUAAACCGAACUCUUGGAGAGUGCAAGCAGUACCUGUCAAUCCUACUAGCUUUGUUACCAGAAAACCUUUGCACCCAAAAUGGUGGGGUGUGAGAGACGAAGUGCUGAGUGAAGUAGCAGGAAUAGCGAACUGUGUAUUUUGCCACAGUACUGGAUUUAUUGGUGGCAACACUACACGAAACGGUGCAUUCGAAAUGGCCGUUGCUAGUUUGGAAUCAGAAACCUAGUCAUGUAUUUUUAUUUUUUAUACUACAAUAAAUAUACUGACACAUUCAAAUUACUUCUGGUGUUGUUCUUUGAAGGUAAGAAUGUAAUUCAAUAGAUAGUAGAGUUAAUCGUCAAAGGAAAUUGAAUAAUGGUUAAACACAGUGAGUAUAUACGGAAGAGGGGUGAAUGUGAAUAAAUGUUAGGAAAUUAUUGUAACCUCUAUUCACCCCAUUCGUGACCUAUUCAUCCUUUGAAUUCUAUUCAGACCGUUUUACGGUAAUGUAUAAAUCAUUAUUCUUUGAUCAAAAGUGUGAAACGUUUGUAAACCAACCGUUAGGGGAGAUUGGAACCUUGUCAUUUCGGCUGUGUGCGGUCUGUUUCCAUGUUUUAUUAUCAAAGGAAUGUCACAUAAAACUCCGAAUUAGGUAUCUAUAGAGAUAAAUACAAUUGAAGUGUCUGUUUGUAGUUAAAACAACCACUUUAUAAUACA
Molecule: messenger RNA, 1640 nt
Organism: Spodoptera littoralis (African cotton leafworm)
Lineage: Eukaryota; Metazoa; Arthropoda; Insecta; Lepidoptera; Noctuidae
Source: the annotation of a GenBank genome assembly